GCUUCACUCUCUGCGUAAGGUUUCAAUUGUACCCCGCGUGCGCGAGUGAAGUCGCUCUGCCAGCAGUAUCUUUAACCUAUGAACUCCUGAGUGUGCCAGUCCUCCGCCAUAUUGACUGUUGUCUUGACUGGAGGAGAUAGAGAACGUUUUGAGGUCCGACAAGAAACGAAAGUGUGCUCUCAAAAUAAUCGAAACUGGUGCAAACUUGGCCAAAGCGUGUUAUAAACACCGCUGUGAUGGCAAGGAAGAAAAGCAAGCAGCAGGGAGUCGCCCAGAAGGAGCUUGUGCCUGGACAGCAGACCGUACCGAAGAGCCCAGUCUCUCCCGGCGAUGCAGCUGGCGGUGGCGGCGGAGAUGCUGGGCUGGAUAGGCUGGCCACUACCAGGGCGAACCAGCCUAUGCACACCUGCUGCCUCCUGUGCCACCGUGAAUUUAAGGACUGGGGAGCGAGCUCUGUCAACGGUCUCCCAGGGGGCCACGGGACCAAGCUGGCUGAUGCCGUCCCUGCACUCUCCCAGGCCUUAUUGCGGGAGGCGCCGGGGCGUAAGCUUGCUGACGCGGUACCCUCGCUGUCUCAGUCCCUGCUGGGAGAGGUGCCUCUGUGGAUCUGUCAGAGCUGCUGUAAGAGUGUGGAAGAGGAGGAGAGGCGGAGCACCCAGGAGCAGCCCACGCCGGUACCAUUGUCACACUCUUCCUCCUGUAAGUCCCAGAGCUGUGGGAACGGUUACCCAGAGCAAAGUACUGUGGAUUGGGAUCCAAGUUCCUUCCUGUCAGCCCACAAACUGUCAGGUCUCUGGAACUCUGCCCACACCAACGGAGGGGAACACUGCAACCACAACACUUCUUCACACUCGCAACAAGGUAUAACAGCAGGGUCGGCCUGUCAUGAGAAAAGAAGUCUUCAUGAAGCACCUGGGAAAUCUGCUAAAAUGUCUGGGACCAAAGUGUGUCCCUACAGUCACCCGUCAUCCCAGAACUCCAGUGGAUCUUCUGCUGGGAACCCUCUGUCUACCUCAGCAGACCUUUGUAAGACCACUCCCAAGCACUUCAAGACCAUGUGCCGUCGACCAACGCCGCCAGGUGAAGCCUUCCACCCUAGUGACCACCAUCAACACACAGAUUUGUCGGUACCCCCCAACAGUCCCACUGGCCUUUCUUCCCAGCAUUCCUCGCUCCUUCCCCCAAAGCCGAACUCUGGGCAGCACAGUCAUGUAACCUCCUCGUCUGGCACAGGUGUGGCGGCCCACGCUCCUUUCUCCCCGCUGGUACCAAACCUCCACGGCCCCACAGCCAAACUCAACUCUCCCAGUCCAGACAGCCCAACAUCUGUCCACAAGCCCAGCCCGUGCAAAAACUCCCACAUUCCUGCUGUGAACACACAACACAGCAAACUGGGCACAUCGAUCAUGGGCUGCAACCACCCUUGUAAUGGACACAGUGCUGGAACGGUGGCUACAUCAAAUGUAGGCCACCUGACAGCAGGGGCUUGCAGGGACCAGGCAUGUAAAGGGCACAAAAUGACGAAUGGAACGUUGUGCCACCCUUCAUCUGAGCUGGAGGAGGGGGAGGAUGAAGACAGCAGCUCUGAGAGGAGCUCCUGUGCCUCCUCAUCCACCAACCAGAAGGACGGAAAGUACUGCGACUGCUGCUACUGCGAGUUCUUUGGACACAAUGCGCCUCCAGCUGCUCCAACAAGCAGAAACUACGCCGAGAUCCGAGAGAAGCUCCGCACACGUCUGACCCGGCGUAAAGAGGAGCUGCCUCAGCGUCAAGAUUCAGAACUGACAGUGACUGGUGCAAUUGACAACCGGGAUGUAGAUGAGCUGCUAGACUUCAUUAACAGUUCUGAGCCAAAACCUGUCAACAGUGCCAAGGCUGCCAAAAGGGCGCGACACAAACAAAAGAAGAAGGAAAAAGCUCAGCAGGGCAACAUGGGUGCUGCAGGCAGUGACCCCCACUCCGAUCCAUCUGAGCCUGUCGACGAGCCCAUCCCUGACGGUUCAGAAGCCAGUCGGUUGCUUGACUGGCCUCAGCUGGAGCUUGAGCGCGUCAACAGUUUCCUCACCAGUCGGCUCGAAGAAAUAAAGAACACCAUCAAAGACUCAAUCCGGGCCUCAUUUAGCAUGUACGACCUCAAUCUGGAUGUCAAUGACUUCCCAAAGAAGGCAGCCACGUUGGAAGGCAACCACUUACUGUCCCAUCUCAAUGGUUCCUCUGACCUGCAGCAGAUAGACCUUGACCUGGCCCCUCUUUCACUGGGAUCCUUUAAAAACCACCUCGACCUGGUUAACGGAUGGGAGGACACAACCACUGUGUCGUCUCCUAAUACCACCACAGCAUCAGAGGUCCCUGCUGGGUCCAAGGACAUCCAGCGGUUGCACACUACCCCCAGUCUCUCGAAGCUCAUAAGGGUUCGGUCCCCAGAAAGAUGCACUUCCACUGGAUCUGACAGUUUGCCACAGGUGCCAGCGCAAGCUACUGCUAAAUCGAAGGAAGACGCCCCCGAUCCCAAGAACAUGACAGUUGGGAACGGUGGUGCAAAGUCAAAGAAGAAUAAAAAGCAGCAGCAAAGACAAGAGCAAUCUGUGUCAGAGCAAAACUCCAACAAAUCAACCAAAGCUGCCUCCGGGAAUGAAACACAGAAAACCAAUGAGUUUAAAGAAAUGGCUUCUAAUGGCUCAAAGGCUGGAAACAAGCAGCCCCAGCACUGUGUGGAAAACCAGAGAAAUGGGCCUAAGAAGGCUGAGGAGGGCAGACCAUCCAAACAUUCAACGAACGGAGCAAAUGGUAGCCUCUCAAAUGCACAAAGGGGGAAAGGUGACACAGAGACGCGAGGAGGUCGGACUGAGCAGGAUUCGGAAAGCAGAGCUCACCCCACCAUCUCAGCAAAUGGGCAACAACACCAGCAAUCCAAGGGGAAAAAUAAGAAGAACAAGAACAAGGGUGAAAAAUCCAGCAGUGCUAUCGAUGAUGUAUUUCUUCCUAAAGACGUGGAUCCGACAGAAAUGGACGAGAUUGAUCGGGAAGUGGAAUACUUUAAAAGGUUUUGUCUGGAUUCUGCAAAACAAACGCGCCAGAAGGUAGCAGUGAAUUGGUCCAACUUCAGCCUCAAAAAGGUUCCUUCCAAUGCAGCUCAAUAACUUGGAUGAGUGCCAGCAACAACAAAAAACUCCACACCACAAACUCUUUCAGUAGAGCCCCAUUUGGCCUGAGGCCUUCUCUCGUUCCCUGUUUUCUUCUCUUCCUUACUAAGCCAAGGGACCCCUGGUUCAAAUUCAUACUCUCCAUUCAAAAGACUGAAACAUAACUUGUGGCUGACAAGCCAGGGAUCAUUCUCAAGGCCAGCUCUACCCUUUGCUAUUAUUGCAAUGUUCACUAAAUGAGAGAUGCAAAAAUGGAAAAAAAAGUCUGUUGAGUCCACUGCAUCCAUGUGCUUACGUAUGUAGUAUGUAAACAAUUACCUUACGUGAAAUAAAUGUUUUUUAUCACAAAUCUGAGACAGUUAA
Messenger RNA from Acanthopagrus latus (yellowfin seabream), 3506 nucleotides. It is a transcript of the gene fam193b, whose product is annotated as family with sequence similarity 193 member B. Gene Ontology annotation, cellular component: cytoplasm; nucleus. The coding region runs from base 237 to 3140 and encodes 967 amino acids. The transcript has 10 exons. The record is from RefSeq and is a predicted model, not a curated record. Lineage: Eukaryota; Metazoa; Chordata; Actinopteri; Spariformes; Sparidae.